This is a messenger RNA of Daldinia caldariorum, 3387 nucleotides long. RefSeq names its product acetyl-CoA synthetase-like protein. The record is from RefSeq and is a predicted model, not a curated record. The transcript has 3 exons. NCBI's taxonomy places the organism in Eukaryota, Fungi, Ascomycota, Sordariomycetes, Xylariales, Hypoxylaceae. Bases 82 to 3303 code for a protein of 1073 amino acids.
CUUUCAACAAUCAAGUCGCAGACCUUCUUUUAUCUUUCAUCGCUAACCUAUCAAGCUUUUUUUGGGCUUUUCCUACGAAUCAUGGCUGGCUUCCACGAGUUAAUACCUAAUGUCAUCAAGAGGAGAAUAAACCAGAAGCGUCCUCUUAUGAAAAUCUGUCAUCCGGAUCGUGCUCCUAUCGAAGUGACAUUUGCUAUCCUCGAUAAUGCCGUUAACAGGGCCGCCUGGUUCCUCACCGAACACCUCCCUUCGGACGAGUACUUCAUAUGGAUGUCCCAGAGCGAUGCUCGUUACAUGAUAUGGAUUAUAGCUGCUAUGAAGACUGGAAAGGUCGUGGUGCUUCCGUCUCUACAUAAUCGAGUUUCUGCCAAUCUUCGGUUGUUCGAAGCGGUUGGGGCCAAGCACAUGUUAUACGGACCCGAGUCCUCAGGGACACUCGCAGAACUUAUUGAAAAGGCUAGUCCAAAUGUGGCCGCUCGUCCAGGUCUAUCUCUCGAGGAAAUACUGUCCCCGGAACCUGUUCCCGAUUUUCCUUUCAACAGGACCUACGAUGAUAUCAAAACGAAGAGGUUUAUGGGGUUACACACUUCCGGAACUUCAGGACAUCCAAAGCCAAUUUGGUGGACACAUUCCCACUAUGAAUGCCUCUUCUCUCCCCUAGAGAAGGGUGUCCUCCCUGAGGGUGUCCAUGUGGAGAGACAUACAUGCAGUACGCUUGCCAACCACGACGUUCUCGUCGUCGGAUCGCAAUCGCAUGCCGGUGCCAUGUAUAUCACUAUGGUCGCACUACAUUCAGAAAUGACAGCUAUCCUUAUGCAUCCUGACAUCCCCAUCGGCCCAGCCAGUAUUACGGACGUCAUCAACCAGUCCGGUGCUAACAGUCUCAUUUGUCCCGCCGUGCCAAUCGAGAAUAUGCUUGACUACCCACCCGGCCUCGAGGCGUUCUCGCGCCUUAAGCAUAUCGGUUACGUCGGUGGACCUAUUAACCCUGUACUUGGUGCCAGGGUUGCUAAAGUCACACCGCACUUGUAUAGUCUUAUUGGAAGUACGGAGGGCGCCUUGAUGCAUAUGAACUAUUCGCCCAACUCAGAGAACUGGGACGCGAUACGCUUCGUUGAGGUUGGCCAGCGCAUGGAAGAAGUUUUGCCCGGACUGUACGAGCUCGUCUUCCCCCGUAUCCCAACCAUUGAUCGCCUCUACUCAUAUUUCCGCUCUUAUCCGGAUCUAGAGCACGAAUAUCGAACCAAAGACUUGUUCUCUCCCGUCCCCGGCCAACCCGGAUGGUGGCGUUAUCGUGGUCGUACUGAUAACUGGGUUGCUAUGGCCAACGGCUACAAGAUGGACCCAACAGACUUCGAAGCUACGAUAAAUGCACACCCAGACGUCCGAGGUGUUAUUGUUGGAGGCUCCCAUCGCUUUAGACUUUGCAUGCUUGUUGAGCUGUACGACCAUCUACUGCCAACAACAGACGAAGAGGCGCAUGCCGCGCUUGCAAAGCUUUGGCCUACCAUCCACGAAGCUAACAAGUCCUCUCCAAAAUUCGGCCAAGUCCCCCGAGAGCUCGUCCUAUUCGUCCGCCCAGGCAAGCCAUUCUUGCGUGCUGGCAAAGGUACUACUCAGCGGCAGCUCACUUUGCAGGCUUAUGAGAACGAGAUCGAUGCGCUAUACGAGUGUGUAGAGAGCGGGAUCAUGGUUAGCGACCUGGAGCCUAUUACCUCCCUGACACCAGAGGGUUUGACACCUGUGCUCACGCAACUAUUCCAGCAGGCGCUUGACUCGCACGAUGUCGAUGCUGACACUGAUGUCUUUGCUCGCGGGCUCGAUUCUAAUGGAGUUACCCUCACUGUUUCGCGACUGAAGGCUGCAUUACGUAGCUACGGUCUAUCUGAGGAUGUUUUGCACGGUAUCCAUAUCAGCCUUUUAUAUAGUUCCACAACUGCGCGGUCCAUAGCGAAUACACUUUCCGUGUAUCUCAGUGACGACAGUGGCCAGGUCAAAUCCGAAGCCCCAGAUGGCGGCGUUUCAGACAUGUUGGCCAAGUACCUCCCCGGCUCCCAAUGCCUGGGCACUCCCCUAUCCAUCAUACUGACAGGAUCCACGGGAUCUCUCGGUACUUAUCUUCUCGCAGAACUACAGGCGCAGCCCGAAUCACACGUCCGUCGCAUUUUCUGCCUGAACCGGGCCGCAGACGCAGAAUCCAAGCAAGCUGCAGCAUUGAAACUGCGAGGCUUUCCUCCGGCGCAAGUGUCGAACGGUCGCGUAGUUUUCCUCACAGUAAAGGAUUUUGGGGCGCCAUUCUUGGGCCUAGCACCAAAAGACUACGGCGUUCUCCUGGCCGAGACUACAGCCAUAAUCCACAACGCCUGGCCCGUAAACUUCUUGCUUCCCUUGCAAUCCUUCGAGCCAUCAAUCGCGGGGCUAGUGAACCUGCUCGAGCUUGCGCAGAACGGCGCGCAGCGGCCUGCGGUACUCUUUGUUUCAAGUAUCUCGGCUGCGAUGGGCGCUGCCCGCGACGUCCCGGAGGAAGUCUUACAAGAACCGGAGGAACUAGUCUUGCGGCAGGGUUAUGCGCGGUCAAAAUACAUUGGGGAGCGAAUUCUCGACGCAUGGGCGCUAGCGGGAAUAGAAAAUAAGAGACGUGCAGCAGUCUUGCGCGUUGGCCAGGUUGCUGGUCCCGUAGCGGCAGGGGGUGCUUGGAACCCCUGGGAAUGGUUCCCAAGUCUAGUGCGCAGCUCGAAAUUCCUAGGCAUGCUGCCCAAAAGCCUAGGCACAAAUAGUCGCGUGGAAUGGGUCCCUGUCAACGAGCUAAGUAAGAUUAUCCUAGAGGUCGUUGGCGAGGUAACCUGCACCAAGGGCGAAAACGAUACUUCCUCGGAGAAAACGAAGCAAAGAGGGGCAAAGGUGUACAACCUCGUGAACCCCCACGCCGUGCCCUUUUCGGACCUAGUCCCCGCGUUACAAGAGAAAGGCAUUGCGGACGAGACGGUACCUCUCGAGACCUGGAUCGAGGCACUCGAGGGCAGCACCUUCGACCAGAAGUCGUCCAAGCGUGACAAUCCCGCCGCUAAGCUAUUGGGCUUCUAUAAGUCAAUUGUACCGCAUCACCGCGCCGACGGUGUGAAGAGAACUAUCGACGGAGAAGCUAAGAAUAGGGGCGCAGGAGGUAGUAAGGCGGGCGAGGACGACUACACCUGGCGUGUUGACAAUACCCUACACGCGAGCCCGACGGCAAGGGCGCUGAAGCCGGUGAAUACGGAAUGGAUGAAGCUGUGGGUUGAUCGGUGGGAAGAGCAUAGAGCGUAAGAAAGAGAGAGAGAGAGAGAGAAUAUUAUUACUAGAUUCAUCAAGUGUAUAUAUAUAAUUGGCUCGACAUGGCCAGGUACAAAC